Papilio xuthus (Asian swallowtail) is the source of this 6752-nucleotide messenger RNA. RefSeq names its product myotubularin-related protein 4. Gene Ontology annotation, biological process: regulation of autophagy; phosphatidylinositol dephosphorylation. The coding region runs from base 428 to 3919 and encodes 1163 amino acids. The record is from RefSeq and is a predicted model, not a curated record. Gene Ontology annotation, molecular function: metal ion binding; phosphatidylinositol-3-phosphate phosphatase activity; phosphatidylinositol-3,5-bisphosphate 3-phosphatase activity. The transcript is spliced from 21 exons. Lineage: Eukaryota; Metazoa; Arthropoda; Insecta; Lepidoptera; Papilionidae. Gene Ontology annotation, cellular component: cytoplasm; membrane.
UGCCGCGCGCGUCCGUCGCAUAUUCAAUGCGACACAGCCGCUUCUCUAACAUAAUAUGGAUAUACAUCACACCCGCGCUCUCGUCAUCGUUCAGUUUACGUAUUUGUGGUUUUGCGAAGUCUUUGACAAGUAUAAAUGGAUUAUAUUGUAAAGUGAUUCUGGAAACUAUAACAUUUAUAAGGUCCGCAUUGGAAUUUCUAAUAACUGUGCGAUCGAAUUCUGGUGCAAAUGUGAUUUUUAUACAAGUGUAGUGGAUAAUUUAUUUAUUAAAAAAUUAUAUAUAGAUAUAGUAAUUUAUAUGAUAUUUAAUCCAAGAUGGAACGAUACAAAUGUUUGUACAGACGGUCUUCCGAUAGUGUAUUGCAGUUUUUUUAGUACUUAGUGCUAAAGUGUGUAGUCUAGACAUUGUGAGUUUACGUAACGGAGUAUGCUGAUCAAUACAUUCCUUGACACGGAGGAUUUCGUGCACCUUUACUAUCCUGAGGAUGAGCCGACUCAGGCGCAGGGGUGUGGCGCGGGGGCACGCAUGGCCUCCAAGUACCCACCACGACCACCCUCGCCCGAUUAUAAACAGGUGUCCUCACCGUCCGCAGGCGAGAUGAGUGAGCGCGAACGAUACCGCGCGCCGCCGCAGCCUGAGCCGCCGCCGCACCGCGUGCGCGCCGCGGACCUGUACCCCAGGCUGCGCGCGCAUCAUGACGAGCCCGGUCUUGAUGCCGGCUUCACGCCUAUAUGCGGUGAAUAUGUGCAGUGGGUGGGUCGCGUGGCAGACGGCGGAACCAUCUCCAUGUCCAACUACCGUCUGCACGUGCAGCCUCGUCGGCGUGCCGGACCCGGUGCUUCUGUGCCGUUGCGGCUAAUCGACGGUCUCGAGAUCCGGGACCUGCUCUGUCUGCUCAUACUCUGCAAGCAUGGACGUCAGAUCAAAUGUACGUUUACAACCGGCGAGCAGUGUUUGGAAUGGUGGCGUCGACUGACCACAGCUUUAGCGCCGUUAACUUCAUUGCAAGAUACGUUUGCGGCAGCAUACGCAGCAUGGGCCAAGGAACAGCCGCCCGCCUCCGUACAUCGGGCGCUUAUGAGGGCUUCGCACGCGCCCCAAAGACAUUGGUUUGGACCUGAGGUGGAGAGACUCGGCUUUACGACGAAGGGCGCGUGGCGUGUGACUGCUGCCAAUGCAGAGUACAAGUUGUGCCCGUCCUAUCCGCCUCUGCUACUCGUGCCCGCUACCAUUGGGGAUGAGGACCUUGACUCUGUUGCAAGGUUCAGAGCGAUGCGUCGUAUGCCCGCUGUGGUGUGGCGACACCGCGGCAACGGCGCAGUGAUAGCGCGAUCCUCGCAGCCCGAGGUGGGCUGGCUCGGCUGGCGCUCCAAUGAGGACGAGCGUCUGCUGGCUGCUUACGUCACAGCUUGUAAUGCCGACCGCGGCACUCAACCGCCUGCUACCAACAAGCAAUUAAAGCUCCUGAUAGUGGACGCGCGUUCGUACGCGUCUGCGGUGACGAACCGCGCGCGCGGCGGCGGGUGCGAGUGCCAGCAGUACUACCCGGCGGCGGACAUCCAGUUCAUGUGCCUGCCCAACAUACAUCACGUGCGCCGCAGUUUCCACCAGCUACGAGCGCUCGUCGCUGACUCCGACGAUCAGGCUAAUUGGCAUAGCAACCUGGAGCGCACGCUGUGGCCCCAGUACGUGUCGGGCGUGUGCCGCGCCGCGGGCGUGGUGGCACGCGCCGUGCUCGCCGCGAGGCCCGUACUCGUGCAUUGCUCCGACGGCUGGGACCGCACGCCGCAGAUAGUUGCAGCCGCACAGCUAGCUUUAGACCCCUACUACCGCACGGUCGAGGGUUUCCGCGUGCUGAUCGAACGCGAGUGGCUAGACUUCGGUCACAAGUUCGCUGAUCGCUGCGGACACCAGUUCGGCGCGGAGGAUCCAAACGAGCGGUCGCCCAUCUUCCUGCAGUGGUUAGAUGUUGUUCAUCAAAUGAUGCUGCAGUAUCCCUGCAGCUUUGAAUUCAAUGAGGCAUAUCUUAUAAAGUUGGCGACGCACGUGCACUCGUGCAUGUUCGGCACGUUCCUGUGCAACACGCGGCGCGAGCGCAUCGAGUGCCGAGCUGAUGGCGCUGCGCACGUGUGGCAUCUGCUGCGCGCGCCCGCAUACCGCAACCAUCUGUAUUCACCACAUCAACACCAACAGGUUCUAUGGGUGGAUUGCAGCGUGCGCGCCAUGCAGCCCUGGUGGGGCAUGCUGUGUGGUGAGCGCGAGCGAGAAAGAGAACACGAUCCUCCACACCUCGACCCUCCACCGCAGAAUGGAUUAAUGACGAAAACAAGAUCUUGUGAUAACUUAUUGAGCGAUGGAGAGAAGCAUACCACCCAAAGGCGGCGCAGCGACCCGAGUAUUGCACCAGACGUUAUGAAGCUAUCGUCACUAGUUGGUCGCGACAGCCGCGCCCUCACCGACAGCUGUGUGGACGAGCUGGCGCCGGCGCACGCGCACCCCGGCCCCGCCCCCGCACAUCUACCGCGCGCCACGCCCUCACCGCAGCCAUCCACCAGUCAGAUCGAAGUGGAGGGUUUAAACCCGGAGCACUUCAGCCAGCCGUCUGGCAGUGCGUCAUCAUCACUGGAGCGGGAGCUGGUGCGUGCGGCCACUGGCACUGACUGCACAGACAGCACUGACAGCUCCCCGCCCCCGCCCUCGCGCCGCCCCGCACCCCACCCCCCACUGCAGAACGGUGUAGUGGGCGAGCUGUCGCAGAGCGUCCUGCGCACGCCGGACGACGAUACCCCCGACGAGCCUGCCGUCUUCCUCGCAGACACCUAUUCUGACCUCCUGCCCAUGCCGGAAGCUUCAAGGGAGAGUGGACGCACGCGAAAUAUAAGCAUAACGUGGCGAUCCAUCUCAGAGUCGAGCAAUCAGUCGUCUACCGGAUUUGACAUCGCGGGCACACCCCCCGCCGCACGCACAGACCGACCCCCCGACAGGCCCGAGCCCCCUGCCAUAGACACACGUUGCACUGACGUCGACGUCGUCAACCACAACGUCACCACGGACGUCACCACUGACGUCAUCGACAACGUUACCGCUGACGUCACGGACCACGGCCCUCUCACCAACGGCGUCGUCAACGGACUCAAUGAUAUAUCCGCCAAGUUCAUGCAAGUUGAUUUGAAUGGUGGUGCAUCAUCAAGCGGUGCGAGCUCAGAGAGCGAAGGUGAAGGCUCGGGGUCAGCGCGCGGUGCCGCCAGCCAGCUCACGCUCCGCCCUGCUUCCCCGCGCCGCAACUGCUGCCGCUGCACGCGCACCACACACGGUGUAGACAAUGAGUCGUGCUGGUGCGGAGCAGGCGAGGCGAGCGGGGCCGCAGCGCGAGUGCGGUGCGUGUGCGGUGCGGGCGCGCGUCCGGCGCACGACCCGCCCGAUGGCUUGCCACCCGCCGCAGAUCCAUUGCAGCAUCGUCUGCAUCAGAUCAUAUUAUAUCAAAAGAAAGUUGUAGAAGAACUAAGCGGGCAGCUUCGAGAGGCACGCGAGGCGUUACGGCGAGCGUCGCCCCUGGGUGCCCCGCCGCCCGCACGUGCCUCGCCCUCCGCACCCUCGCCCACACAGAUGGCUGUGAGCGGCAACGGCAGCGCGCCCAGUAGCGCCGGGGGGAGUGCGGGGAGCGGUGCGGGCAGCGCGGGCGGCAGCAGCAGCGGCAGCGCCUCCGAGGUGGAGGUGGGCGAGGAGGCGCGUGCAGCCUGGCUGCCGGACUCCGCCGCGCCGCGCUGCCAGCAUUGCCGCAACCACUUCUGGCUCGCACGCCGCAGGCAUCACUGCAGACGUUGCGGCGGAAUAUUCUGCGGCUCGUGCUCUGAGAUGAGUCCGUGGGGAGAGUGCGGCGCCGUGCGCGUGUGCCGGCGGUGCCGCGCGCUGCGGUGACCCGCCCCGCCCCCCGCCACCGCCCCGCCCCCACAAGGACUCAUUCGGUCAUUCCUUCAUUCAUUCAAUGAGAUCGAUAUCAUUCAAAUGAAUGAAGUGCUAUAAGUCAUGCACUCUGCUGCGGAAACUUUUGACGCCACCUAAUUUGUCGUUCGUUAUUCGAAAUACAUUUCUAGAGUUCCUUGACCGCUUUAACCGGAUUUUGUAGAAAUGUGCAUGACGCAGAUCCUCAGCUAUUAACUAACAUCUCUUAUUUAAAUCUAUAAAUUACAUUUUUGUUUUUACAAACUACAACAAUAAUUAAUUGUUGUAGUUUAAAAAAGAAUCUUAAUGAAAUUAUUAUUUAUACUGACUUAUCUUGAUACAUGACAUUCAUAGUGAUAGACUUCUCUGACAACCGAUCCUUAUCAAAGACUUGAUAAAAUAAAUUAUCACUGCUUCCUUGAUAGUUCAAACAUUUUUACGACUAAUUUAUAUAUGUAAAUAUAAACAAACAUACAAUAUAGAGCUGCAUCUUGUUGGAGAAUUAUUGACUAGUCAGACUACCAGGAUGACAUAAGAUGUAUGAAGUUCAUUUUGACGAAUGAUACGACGAUAUCAAAAUUAACUCCGAUUUGACAUUUGAGUGAGCAUUUCAAUAUUGAAUUUGUAACGAACGAAAACGUUUUUAUAGUAAAAGUAUUUUUUGAAUUAGGCGGAUAUGAAAGGUUUUAGUUCAAUGGACGAAAGGUUUAGGAAAUGAAUAGCGAAUGAAAGGCUGAUAUCGAAUUGUGAAUAUUUGAAAGUUUUAGUAAAAAGGAAAAGUAAUCAAAUUGUAUACUUGAACAUCGUCCCUUGCCAAACUAUGCCGAUAUAGACUGAAUAUGAUUUUAUAUGGCGCGUGCUGUUUGGUUUAAGGUUAACUGAAGACCCGGCGUGUGCUAAGUCCUGAUUUUAGCAUGAGAUUUUGUGUACAUUGAACUUAAAACGGGUGCUUUUUUAUAAUGAAAUUUAUUUGUUGAGAAAAAAAAACACUAAUAACUAUGAAAAUUAUAAAAAUAUUGUACAUAACCCCAAGUUUGUAUUUUGCUUAGUUUUUUUUUGUCCGAAUUAUUUUGUUUUUUUAAUUCAGUAAGAAACUGAUUUUUAUGUCAAAAGCACACGUCGAAAUUAUAAAAAAUGCCAAUUUUUGUUACAUAAAUCUCAUGGUAAACAGAAUUGGACUUUUAGAAGAUGACUUCUUUUUUUUUUGUAUAAAUUCUGUUUUUUUUUUCUUUUGUAUCAUAGUGUUACAUUUGUUUUUAUUUUUUAUUAUAUUAUUUUGUACAGUAACGUUUUUUUCACACGUGGUCAGUGUUGAAACAUCUCUGAAGAAAUUGGGAUUCUGUAUAUACUUACCAUGAGUUUGAGUUCUCACUGACGAAACAUUGACAUAGAAACAUGAUCGAUAAAUUGGUAUCACAAAAUAUUUCAUGUUAAUAUUUCGUUAAAAUCACAUUGUAAAUGUUACUAUUGGAUUAUUUAGUCUAACGCCAAGUUCUAUAUUUUAUUAUUUGUGAUAUUGAUGAUAAUUUUGUAUAAAUAAGAGUUUAAGAACAUGUUGUUAGACGUUAAAUUUUACUGGUGAUUUUGUAACCCCUCAUCCCCUCUGCCCAGUAACAUAGGAAUAUAUUUGUACAAUCUAAUAUGUAGUUAUAUAUUUACAUUAUAUACUGAUAUAUAACUGAUAAAUCAGUCACCUAUAUAUUAUAUAAUAUAUUGACUUGUUUGUUAUUACUAAGCAAAUGAAUUUUAUAUAAAUCAGUUUUAAAUAUCCCGAACUCGCGAAUACCAACGAAAGUACCAUUAUAAGCAUGUUAUAAUAUAAUUUUAUUAUAACUUCAAUAAAUAGUUUUCUUCUUACAUUUCUGUCUAUAGAAAUAAAAUCAUAUGUUUAGUAAUAAAACAUAUUAAUUUAUUUGCUUCAACUAUAUUCUAAUUUAACACGAAUCUUUUGUUCAAAAUCAAUACGUUGGAAUUUGUCCAUUUUUAAAUGCACUUGCAAAAAAAAAAAAACAAAUCUGGAUGUAUAAUUACGAUAAUUAUUUAAUGAAAGAGAUAAACUUUGUAAGAGAAAUACAUAUACAAUAGUCUUCCAGUUUGAAUGGUUAAAAGUAACAGGUGAUGCCUUAAAUUAUGUCAAUCAGGGUAAACCCACUCAGGGUUUCCACUGAAACAUUUAUACAAAAACGUAUCCCUUACUAACCUUUAGAAAAAUGUUUUUGUACAUGUGUUCCGUCAGUGGAAACUGACGGUUACUUUGAGCAAUAUUUACCUGAUAUAUUUAACCAAUAAAUAAGUUGUGAGUUUAAUGUAUGGAUGUUUAGUUAAUGGUAUGAUUGUGCGUUAAGAAAGUAUGACUUGACUUACGCUUGUAUGUUGAUGUAUGAAUGUGUAUGGAGCGAAAGAAUAAAUGGAUCGUGCAGACAUCCUUGACCUACCUUUGAUUACGCGCGUGAGUGCUUUUAAUUUCCAUGUUGACGCCUUAAGAUAAUAUUCGAGCUUGUUUUCUUGAUGAUUGAUUCAAAAAGAGAUCGCAGAUUAAUGUCUUUAAAAAGCUAUCCAAUAAUUCUUGUACGGUGUUUCAUUCAAUUUGGAUCUUAAGGAUCGGAUAUUGUCUUUGGCUAUAAAAGAUUCGUGUUAAAUUAAUUUCACUUUUUGUAUUAUUUAAUGUAAUUUGUAUCGGCGAGGGGAUUGUUGUUGACUUGAUAUAUUUUAUAUCGCGGCGUUGUCACAAGCCGCGCUGUCGGAGCUGACUUCUUUGUGACCAAUGACUAUUGACACAAUGUGAAAUAAAGCAUAUUUAGUUUUAUGA